CCUUUCUUUCCAUUUCCCUUUCGAUUUUCAAUCCCCAAACCCUAAUAUUCACAACGCCAUUCCUCAACUCAUAUUCACCCUCACUGUAAACACUGAGUUCUUUAUCAAUCCAUUCUUUUCUUGAUGAAAUAAUUCCUAAUAUUCUUGAUCUUUUUUGCUUUGUUAUGAUGAAUGUUGUUUACUGCUUCAGUUUUAUUGAAAUGAUGACAGUGUUGCAUUGAAAAAAAUUGAAUUAUAUUCAAUUGCUGGAAAAAAAAUUGUGGCCAUGAAAUUCAAGGUGGUUUCUUGUGUUGGUUUAUUUUGAUGGCUAGGUUUUGUGAGUUGGUAACAUUGACUGUGUAGUUUACAAGUCAAAGAAAUGGGAUAGGGUUUAUUUGUAUGUUUGAUUUGAGGUGCUGUAUUGUGCAAACGGUCUCUGACUGCGAAAACUGUCGCGACAAAACAGUAUCACCGUUUUUAUGUUUAAGAAUGAAUUAUGGUUAAUUCACGCCACGACGACCGCAUUCAGUGUCGCAACACCUGUUCCGACCGAAAUGUUACAUUUGUGUGACCGCGACCGAAAUGUUUCCUUUAGGCAACCGCGACCGUUUUUUAAAACCUUUGUGCUUGUGAAUUAUUGGUUCAUCAUCAAUGUAUGUAUUGUUCGAAUAAAAAAAUGUUACCAUGUUGCUGUCACAACAAUAGUGAGGGAUCAAGGUUUCCUGCUGUUGGGAUAUUCUGAUUUGGUGUUGUCAAUAUGUUGGUGAUAAUUUGUGCGAGAUCGAACGGUAUGGACUUUGUGAUCGGUAUUUUGGGUUUUCAGAAAAGUAGAAUCUUCCUAUUCGCAGCUGCGGGGGAAUCCAUGUUUUGGAAACUUCAAUCCUCAUAAUUGCUUUGACUGUGAUCGUUUUGCCCUCUGAGGAAAGGGAUGCUUUCCUGAACCCUGAGUAUAAAAAAUGAUUUCUACAGUUAAUGAGAAUUCUGCAGUUUAUAUUGCAAAAUGCGCGUGAUUUAUUAUGAAUGCAUGUGCAUGUUACAUCAACUAUUGAUUUAUUCAGUAAUGGUUUGGGAUUGUUUACUUUACCUUGUAAAUGAAUUGUGCUUACUUUAGAAGAGUCAAAUCCACUCUAAAUUGUGUUUGUUCGCUGGAAUUUUUAGUUCCUGAGUAAUUUGGCUUUUGGAAUUGAGAAAUAGACUUUGUAUUUACAAUUGUUAGUUUUGAAUGUGAAAUUUAGAGGCCGAAUAGUAUUCUUUCAUUUGGCCGCAUCCUACUGGUACACAGUUUAGUUCUAUAGUAUGGCCUAAAUGGUACUUCAUUUUCAAUUGCUUAACUAGAAGCUCUUUUGCAUGAGUGCCAGAUCUCCUAAAAACAUUAACUUUUAUGUCGUGGCCUUCGGAUGAUUGUAUAGUUUAUAUUCAUAUAGCAUGAGUGGAAAGCUUUCCCUCUAAUAGAGUAUUUUUUUCUACACAGGCUAGUAGUUUAGAAGGCAAUGCUAUAAGGCUCUCCAUAGAAGAUGGAAGAGAUCGGUUGUAGUUCAAAUGCCCACCAGAAUGACUCUUCACGGGGCUUGCAUGAUGCCAGCAAAAGUAAUUUGACUGAGAAAGAAGACUUUGUAAACCAUGCUGAGAUAGCAUGGAAUAAAAUGAGGAAAGAAUGGGUUGGUGAUCAGUCAAAGAAAUUACAUAGACCAUCUAAAGAUUCAACUAUAUGCCUGACAGCAAGUUCAGACGACAUGCUUUUCUCUAGAGAACCUUUCCAUCCGCCUAUACCAUUACCUGCGAUGGUAGGCUAUUUUGUUAAAAUUUGGGAAGAGCAAGGUCUUGUUGAAAAAGCUAACAGGUAAUAUUCUGCUGUAAAUUUCAGUAAGAAUCUUGGAUGAUUUUAUGUGCAAAGAAGCCAUUACAAGCACAUUGAUUUUAUGUGCAAAGAAGCCAUUACAAGCACAUUGCUGAGAGUGAGACAGACCCUUUAACAUGAGAUUGGUUGAAGUCAUUGAAUGAUAAUAUUGUUAUCGGUUCUGUUGGCAUCCAAAUAAGCUAGCUUAUUAGCAGUUUCUGCCUGCCACAAGGUCGAUUUUUUGGGUCGUUUGUGUCUGGCUAAACAUUAAUAUUUCAGUUACUUUUUUUAUUUUACAUUUUUGAACUUGAA
Molecule: messenger RNA, 2128 nt
Organism: Vicia villosa (hairy vetch)
Lineage: Eukaryota; Viridiplantae; Streptophyta; Magnoliopsida; Fabales; Fabaceae
Exons: 4
Coding region: 1494-1823 (109 amino acids)
Source: RefSeq, a predicted model, not a curated record